Molecule: messenger RNA, 3069 nt
Organism: Myotis davidii
Lineage: Eukaryota; Metazoa; Chordata; Mammalia; Chiroptera; Vespertilionidae
Gene: MMRN2
Product: multimerin 2
Exons: 8
Coding region: 84-2243 (719 amino acids)
Biological process (GO): negative regulation of vascular endothelial growth factor receptor signaling pathway; negative regulation of cell migration involved in sprouting angiogenesis
Molecular function (GO): protein binding
Source: RefSeq, a predicted model, not a curated record
UCCCAGCCUUCUCUUCCUUCUGAGCCUUCACUUGAAGCAGUUUCUGGAAUCACCGGCAACGGCUGAGCCUGCCCACUGUCAAGAUGAUCCUGACACUGGUGCUCAGCCUCGGGGGGGCCCUGGGCUGGGGGCUGCUGGGGGCCUCGGCCCAGGCCCCUGGUCCCAGGUUCUCUGACCCACACAGCCCCGGGCUGCCUGGGGUCUGGAUGUCAGAGCCUGAGGGCAUCGGCAGCGAAGGAAGUAACUGGUGCCCCUACCAGAAGUCCAGGCUGGUCACCUUCGUAGCUGCUUGCAAAACGGAGAAAUUCCUCAUUCACUCACAGCAGCCAUGCCUGCGGGGAGCUUCGGACUGCCAGAGAGUCAAAGUCAUGUACCGCAUAGCCCACAAGCCGGUGUACCAGGUCAAACAGAAGGUGCUGGCCUCCGUGGUCUGGAGGUGCUGCCCGGGCUUUGCUGGCUCUGACUGCCAGCACCAUGAUCCCGCUGCGACCCCUGAGCCCGCAGAUCUGGGUGACGACCUCCAGGAGCACUGGGCCGGGCCGGCUGAUGUGGAACCUGUCUCGGUGCCCUAUGGUCUGCCCGGACAGUUAGCCCUCAGUAUGUCUUUCUCACGUGCCCUCCAACCACCAGCUGCAGAGACCAGCAACAUCAGGGUGCGGCAGGAACGCCUGCUGAGAGGUCUUCAGAAUGACAUCCACCACCCGGCCGACAGCCUCCCAGGCCCGGGGACGGCCCCGGCAAGCAACCUCACAGCCAACCUCACAGCCGCAGUGACUGAGGCACAUGAGGAGGCGCUUGAGUUUCCUGGCAAGUCCUUGGAGCAGGUGCUGCCUUUCAGCCCCCUUUGGAGCGGCUUUAACCAGAGCCUGCACAGCCUCUUGGAGGCCGUCAGAAACCUCUCUCUUGAUGUGGAGGCCAACCGACAGGCCAUCGGCAUGGUCCGGGACAGCGCCGUGCCCAGGGCUGACUUCCAGGAGCUUGGAGCCAAGUUCGAGACCAAGGUCCAGGAGAACAGCCAGAGAGUGGGCCAGCUGCAGCAGGACGUGGAGGACCGCCUGCACGCCCAGCAGCUCUCCCUGCAGCAUUCGCUUUCCGAGGUCCAGGCGGCCGUGGACACCAAGUUGAAGAGGCUCCUUAAGGCCCAGGAGCACCUGUCCAAUAGCAGCCUGGCGGCGGCCGCGGCAAGAGCAGGAGCCCGGCCCGAGCCGGAGAGCCUGCAGGCCCGGCUGAGCCAGCUGCAGAGGAACGUCUCAGCGCUGCACCUGGACACCAGCCACAGGGAAGAGGCGCUGCAGGGCACCCUGGCGGACAUGCAGGCGACCCUCGACCGGCACGUGGAAGAGAUCAAGGAGUUGUAUUCCGAAUCGGACGAGACCUUUGAUCAGAUCAGCGCGGUGGAGCAGCAGGUGGAGAAGCUGCAGGGAACCCAGCAGGAGCUGCGGGAGCUGCGCGUGGCCCUGAUGGAGAAGUCGCUCAUCGUGGAGGAGAACAAGGUGGACACGGACCGGCAGCUCCUGGAGCUCAACCUCACCCUCCAGCACCUGCAGGGCGGCCUCGCCGACCUCAUCAAGUACGUCACCGACUGCAACUGCCAGAAGCCCCCCGGGGGCCCGGACGGUACCCAGGAGGGCCCGGGGAACACCAUGCGCGCCCCCGAGGGCGCCCACGGAAGCCUGGACCUGCGGCGCCCGGGGGACGGCUCCUCUCUGCUGGCCCUGGAGCAAAGGAAAGGGAGGAAGGAGCAGAAGGCCCUCGACGCUUCCCGGAGGAGGGACAAGAAGCAGGUGGGACCUUUGGCCGAUGCCGACGUCCAAGGGCCGGCGCCACGAGCCCUGGGAGCCGAGCCUCCGGAGGCAGGCUCCCCCGUGGCCUUCUAUGCCGGCUUUUCAGGAGGGACGGCUGCCCCGCAGACAGUGAAGUUCGACGCUGCUCACGUCAACGUUGGCAGCAGCUACUUCGCUGAAGAUGGCUACUUCCGAGCCCCUGAGCGCGGGGUCUACCUCUUUGCAGUGAGCAUUGAAUUUGGCCCGGGGCCAGGCGCUGGGCAGCUGGUAUUUGGAGGUCACCAUCGGACCCCCAUCGGCGCCGCUGAGGAGCAGCGGGGAGGAGGCGCGGCCACGGCCUUCGCCAUGGCUGAGCUGCAGAAGGGCGAGCGCGUGUGGGUGGAGGUGACCCAGGGUUCGGUGCGGCAGACAAGCCCCCCAGGCACCGCCUUCGGGGGCUUCCUGCUGUUCAGGACCUGAGCCCCUGGCACAGCCGACCCUGCGCCGGGAUGUGCCCAGCUCUCCUUGCCCUGGGCUCUGGCCAGGUGGCCGGGAGACCCUCCAGGUUAGCCUAGCUCUUCCCUGGAAACCCGCAAAGACAAUGGCCUCCCUCUGGAUGCUGCUCCCUGGGCCGGCCCGGGCUGGGCGGGAAGCUGGGCCUGGUGGGCCUUCCAUCCGAGGCAGCAUGGCUCGAUUCCAGCUCUUGGCUGCCCGUCUUCUCCAGUGUCUGCUGUUUUGCUCCUGUGGUUGAAAACCUCUGUACAACACUAACCUUUCUCUGGCUUCCUCAUGUCUAGUCCCUGCUAGAAAAGCAUUCUUUCCCAGAGAGAAUUUGGGAACUAGAAUAGAGGUGGCAUUUUGGACAAUCCGGGAAACCAGGCUCCAGUCACUGCCGGCAGGAGAAGACCAGCUGGUUAGGUCUGUCAGUCAGAAAUGAAAACUGGCCGAGUAUUAGGCGAAGGAAACACAAUUAGUAUCUUUUCCGUAGUCUCAGUCCUUCCUCGGAUGUACCUGUAACUUUAACUUCACCCCCUUUUCUCCUGCCGCACACGGGACAAAGGCCACGUGCGAACUGCAAGCUAAAAUGUGUGCAGCUUUCACCCUUUCAUGCUCUCUCACGCCUGACCACCCUCAUUCUGAUUAGCAUCUCCAUCAGGAACGGAGCUGAGGGAUGAGGAGGGAAGACGACUAAAAGUCUCCCUCAAUUUCAUCAUUGGAAUCAAGCAGCAAGCUCUGCCCGGUGAACUGAUGGUGGGAAGGAUGUGGCGGGUGGAAAUGUGUGGCAAAAUAAAACUGUUUGCGAUAA